AGAGAUUCCAUGAGAGAGUGGAAAAUAGGGGAGAAAGGGCCCAUUUUUAUUUUGAUAGUUGUAAGUGAGUGGGAUUUACAGUGUUCUGUGAGAUUAUUAGAAAGACUUGGCACAGAUUCUUAUUUAUUUGUUUUUUGGAGUGUCGGGGGUGGUGCAGGUGGGUGGUUAAAAUUUUAAGAAUCAGAAGAAAGCCUCCAGCACUCUUCUCAGGAAAAGAAAAAUUGCAUAUUUGCAAAUGCACACAAAAUGUUGCUGUGAUUUCAAGGAUCCCUUCCUUCUACUCCAAGCUGAGACACUAGAAUGUAUCUAAAAGGAGUUGCACCCAAGACAAUCUAUCUAGGAAAAAUGUCAGCCAGGUGUAUAUAUCACAGUAAAAGUAAUUAAGCAAUGUAAGACACAACCAGUAUUCAUAUAUUCAUGAAUCAUCAGGCUCUGAAGUUGACUCGAAACAGGUGGGUAAACAAUUUGGUAGGGCUGUGCUGGUACUUCAAACUUUUCCUCCAGGUCUCCAGCUAUUCCAGUGUAAGCUGGUGGAGGCGAUUCUCUGUCUUUUUCAGACCUGAAAGAAGCCAUCCUCUCAAAAAUGUGAAUCAAUGGGAUUAUUUACGCAUGUAUAACUGGAAUCCACUCCAAGAUGCCGAUUUUGCUGCAGAAGAGAUACUCUUCCUCCCCACCCCCUCCUUUCUUUUUGACAGUCAGUUAAUAAAGACUCAACAAUAAGCAGCUGCCAGUGAUGUCAUUUGGGACUUUGUCCACGGAGCUUGUAUUUACAAGCUCGAAGCAACUACGGAGCCGCAGCCCAGGGAGCAAGUCUCCGCAAACUUGCUCCGCAUUCACGGCAGGACUUCCCAGCCGCUGUGGAUGUUCAGGAAAACCGAGUCUGUUCUGUUAGCGUGGCCUUUGAAUGCUUCAAAAAUAAACAGAGGAUAACCAACCGCGGGAGGAAAUUUUUAGCUGGAGAGAGUUGUAGUUCCUGUGUCUGUCUCCAGGACUGUGAUAUGUGUUGACUGAAGAGCUAACUACAAUGACCCUGGAAACAGACGGGGGAUUCUUAUAAGUCACAAAAGAAAAUAAAUAACUUCAUCCAUGGAGGGAAAGAGACAGCUCGAGAAAAGGGACUUUGGAAAAAGGCUGUCUCUAGACAGCAGUCUUGUGGAAUACAUGGACUCCAAUAAAUACAUUGAGCAUCUGCUGACUCAGCUCGAGGAGCAACACAGGAGUCUCUGGAGGGAGAAGUUGGCAGUGGCCCGCCUACAGCGAGAAGUUGCCCAAAGAACAAGUGAGGGGGCCAUGCAUGAGAAGCUGAUACAUGAACUGGAAGAGGAGAGACACUUACGUCUUCAAAGCGAGAAGCGGUUGCAGGAGGUGACCCUAGAGUCUGAGCGCAACAGAAUUCAGAUGCGUGGCUUGCAGCAGCAGUUCUCCAGGAUGGAAGAAACAGUACGAAAUCUAUUGCAGAGUCAAGGAUCUCCAGAGCAGAAAAAAGAAGAAACUGUUAAUAUAAUGGUCUAUCAGGAAAAGCUGUCAGAGGAAGAGAGAAAACAUAAGGAAGCUUUGGAAGAUCUUCACAUGGUGGUUGAUGAGGAUUCGAGGAGUGAAAGCAGCAGUACAGAUGAGGGAAAAGAAAAGACCAAAUUGCUAUUAGAGAGAUUGAAAACUCUAGAGGCAGAGAAUUCAGCGUUGGCUUUGGAGAAUGAAAAUCAAAGGGAACAAUAUGAGCGAUGUCUUGAUGAGGUAGCCAACCAAGUUGUUCAAGCUCUGCUUACUCAAAAGGAUCUAAGAGAGGAAUGUGUGAAGUUGAAAACAAGAGUGUUUGAUUUGGAACAGCAGAAUCGAACACUAAGCAUCCUAUUCCAACAGCGAGUCAGACCCACUUCUGAUCUGCUCCUCCAGAAACUUCACUCACGCCUCUUGGAUCUUUCAUCUGGAGAUUUGCUUUCAGAGGUGGAAAGAAACCGAAGUCUGACACAGUCACGAACUGAUGCUGAGGUGCACGAACACCAACUAAAUACAAAAUCGGCCUUGAAAUGCCCUGGCUUGGGGGCUGUCAUCCCUGGUCAUCUCUGUCCUCGAAACAGCUACAGUAGCAGCAGUGAACUGUCUCUUUCAAGCACCUGCAGCGAGUACUCCAGUGGCUCCUCCUACACGUGGCAUGAUGGGAAGAACCUCAGGAAAAGGCAAUCAUCACAAAACUGGGAUAAAAGGCUAAGUAUUGAUUCUUCGCUCCCAAGUGGCUUUGCUAGUCCUACAAAUGAACUACCUCCAACUCGUAUCAAGGAAAGCCACAUUUUGGAAGGGCUAAGAAAGCUACAGAAGCGAAAAGUGUUACUUGAACCCCCAUCAGUGAUAACCAAAUGGGGUUAUAAAGAUUGCAUGAACUCGAAUGAAGGAAUAUAUUCUCCUGGAAUUAGAAGUAGCAGCCUCAAGGAGUAUCCCCCCUGCAAAACAGCUGACCUGGGGAGCCCCUGCAAGGAACCCCACAAGACAUUUGUUUAUGAUCUAGAUUCCCACGAUGAUGCGGACGAUGACCCUUCCACCUUAGCAUUGCUCCAAGCAGUUCCAAACCAGAGCUGCAGGCCACAUGGCAGUAAAUUAACCCACAGUGUUUCUGACAGUCUGUUUGCCUGGGAGACAAACAGAAAACACUUUCUGGAAGGCACAUCCUCAGUUUAUCCCAAGGAAAGGCCUGAAAAGCUGACAAGUUGCGCCAGCAGCUGUCCCUUAGAGAUGAAGCUGUGCCCAAGUGUGCAGACGCCUCAGGUACAGAGGGAGAGGGGCCCACAGGGCCAAGGCCAUGGCCGCAUGGCUCUCAACCUCCAGCUUUCAGACACUGAUGACAAUGAAACGUUUGAUGAGCUGCACAUAGAGAGCAGUGAUGAGAAAAGUCCUUCAGACGUGUCAUUGGCUGCCGACACCGAUAAGUCCGUGGAGAACCUGGAUGUCCUUGUGGGGCUUGGAAAAUCUCUAUGUGGGUCUCCUGAAGAGGAGGAAAAACAAGUGCCCAUCCCUUCAGAGACUAGGCCAAAGACUUUUAGUUUCAUUAAGCAGCAAAGAGUUGUAAAAAGGACUUCUUCAGAAGAAUGUGUGACUGUGAUAUUUGAUGCGGAAGACGGUGAGCCCAUUGAAUUCAGCUCUCACCAGACUGGGGUUGUCACUGUUACCAGAAAUGAGAUUUCCAUCAAUUCAACUCCUACUGGACCCAAGGCAGAACAUACUGAGCUUUUACCUCAGGGAAUUGCUUGUUUACAGCCACGAGCUGCUGCAAGAGACUAUACUUUCUUUAAAAGGUCUGAAGAGGACACUGAGAAAAACAUUCCAAAAGAUAAUGUAGAUAACAUUCCCAGGGUGUCCACUGAAUCUUUCAGCUCCAGGACAGUGACACAAAAUCCUCAGCAGCAAAAGCUGGUCAAACCAACACACAAUAUAUCAUGCCAGAGUAAUUCCAGGUCUUCGGCGCCCAUGGGCAUCUAUCAAAAGCAAAAUCUGACAAAAAUACCUGCCAGGGGCAAGUCUUCACCUCAGAAAUCAAAACUAAUGGAGCCCGAAGCCACCACACUACUCCCUUCAUCUGGCCUGGUGACUCUUGAAAAAUCACCAGCCUUAGCUCCUGGGAAACUCUCACGAUUCAUGAAGACUGAGAGCUCAGGGCCCCUCUUUGAAUUACGACCAGAUCCACACAUUCCAAAACAUCCCGCCCAACUUCCGCACAGCUCCAGGAUGCCCAGCAGGAGGGACUGGGUCCAGUGCCCCAAGAGUCAGACUCCAGGGUCACGGUCAAGGCCUGCCAUUGAGUCUAGUGACAGUGGAGAGCCCCCCACGAGGGAUGAACACUGUGGCUCUGGGCCAGAGGCAGGGGCGAAAUCCCCUUCCCCUCCGCCCCCUCCAGGCAGGUCCGUCUCCCUGCUGGCCAAGCCCAGCUAUGACUAUUCACCAGCACCUUCAUCCACCAAGUCCGAAACCAGGGUCCCCAGUGAAACAGCAAGGACCCCAUUCAAAUCACCGCUGCUGAAAGGAACCUCUGCUCCGGUUAUUUCUUCUAAUCCAGCCACGACAGAAGUGCAGAGGAAGAAACCUUCUGUGGCCUUCAAAAAGCCUAUCUUCACUCACCCUAUGCCCUCCCCAGAAGCAGUCAUUCAAACCCGAUUCCCUGCUCAUGCCCCCUCCAGCUCCUUCACCGUAAUGGCUCUGGGGCCUCCAAAGGUCUCUCCGAAGAGAGGUGUCCCCAAAACCUCUCCUCGCCAAACACUUGGGACCCCACAAAUGGACAUAGGAUUACAGACUCCCAGGAUCUCUCCUUCAACCCAUGAGCCACUGGAAAUGACGUCCUCCAAAAGUGUAUCUCCAGGGAGAAAAGGACAAUUGAAUGAUAGCGCCUCCACACCCCCCAAGCCUUCCUUCUUAGGGGUAAAUGAGUCACCAUCAUCUCAGGUCAGCAGUUCCUCAUCGUCCUCAUCACCCGCCAAAAGCCAUAACAGCCCUCAUGGUUGUCAAAGUGCUCAUGAGAAAGGACUGAAAACUCGCCUUCCAGUGGGACUCAAAGUGCUCAUGAAGUCUCCCCAGCUGCUCAGGAAAAGUUCCACCGUGCCAGGGAAACAUGAAAAAGACAGUUUAAAUGAAGCCUCCAAAAGUUCCGUGGCUGUGAACAAGUCUAAGCCAGAGGACUCCAAGAAUCCAGCAAGCAUGGAGAUCACAGCGGGUGAAAGAAAUGUGACCCUACCGGAUUCACAAGCACAGGGCAGUUUAGCUGAUGGGCUUCCCCUGGAAACAGCACUACAAGAGCCAUUGGAAAGUAGCAUCCCUGGGAGUGAUGGAAGGGAUGGGGUAGAUAAUAGAUCCAUGAGAAGAUCCCUUUCCUCCAGCAAACCACACCUAAAACCAGCUCUGGGUAUGAAUGGCGCCAAAGCCCGCAGCCACAGCUUCAGUACACACUCAGGAGACAAGCCUUCUACGCCCCCCAUGGAAGGGUCAGGCAAAGUCCGAACUCAGAUCAUUACCAAUACCGCCGAGAGAGGCAAUUCUCUUACCCGGCAGAACUCUUCCACGGAAAGCUCUCCCAACAAGGCCCCUUCUGCUCCCAUGUUGGAGAGUCUCCCCAGUGUUGGGAGGCCCUCGGGGCACCCCUCCUCCAGGCAGGGCUCCCUGGGGAGCUCAGGCAGCUUCAGCAGUCAGCAUGGGAGCCCAAGUAAGUUGCCUUUGAGGAUCCCUCCAAAGUCUGAGGGACUCCUCAUCCCACCUGGAAAGGAAGACCAGCAGGCCUUCACCCAGGGAGAGUGCCCCAGUGCCAAUGUGGCUGUACUUGGGGAACCAGGCAGUGACCGCCGCAGGUGCCCACCCACCCCAACAGACUGCCCUGAAGCCCUGCAGAGCCCAGGGAGGACUCAGCAUCCAAGCACUUUUGAAAAAAGCAGUACAUCCAAGCUAGAAACUUCUGGAAGGCAUCCAGAUGCCUCUGCAACCGCGACUGAUGCUGUGAGUUCAGAAGCCCCCCUCUCACCCACAAUCGAAGAAAAGGUCAUGUUGUGCAUUCAGGAAAAUGUGGAAAAGGGCCAAGUGCAAACAAAGCCCACCUCUGUGGAAGCAAAGCAGAAGCCUGGGCCUUCUUUUGCCAGCUGGUUUGGUUUUCGGAAGAGUAGACUUCCAGCUCUGAGUAGCAGGAAAAUGGACAUCUCCAAAACCAAAGUAGAAAAGAAAGAUGCAAAAGUCUUGGGGUUUGGAAACAGACAACUAAAAUCAGAAAGAAAAAAAGAGAAAAAGAAGCCUGAACUACAGUGUGAGACAGAAAAUGAGCUUAUCAAGGACACCAAGUCAGCAGAUAAUCCAGAUGGCGGUUUACAAAGCAAAAAUAAUCGGAGAACACCACAAGACAUUUACAACCAACUGAAGAUUGAACCAAGGAAUAGACACAGCCCUGUUGCAUGUUCAACGAAAGACACCUUCAUGACGGAACUCUUGAACAGAGUUGAUAAGAAAGCAGCUCCACAGACAGAAAGUGGAUCAAGUAAUGCUUCCUGCAGGAAUGUGUUAAAGGGCAGUUCUCAGGGCUCCUGUCUCAUCGGCAGCUCUAUCAGUACUCAAGGAAACCACAAGAAAAACAUGAAAAUCAAAGCCGAUAUGGAAGUACCAAAAGACUCCCUGGUAAAAGAGGCAAAUGAAAACUUGCAAGAGGAUGAAGACGAUGCAGUUGCAGAUUCUGUAUUUCAGAGCCACAUCAUAGAGACAGCCAUGGGAUAUUGGUGAAUGGAGGGUGGCCACUUGAAAUGGAAAGAUGGACUCAUCUCAACUUCAGUCUUCCCUUCGUCAACAUUUCAACUACGGUCACAUAAAAGAAAAAUAAAGGAUCCUUGAUAUUCAGCUAAAAUAGAUUAUCUUAUAAUAAUUAAAAUCCUUAGAAGCAAGUAAAACAUGUUAAAAUGAAUAUUUUUUAAAAGCUUAAGGUUGUGAAGUCUUGAGCUUUCUUCUUUUCUGCAUAUAAUUGAAAAAGUAAUUAAUACUGAUUAAAUAUGGAGACAAAUGGAGAAAAACAUUUUUGAACUUUAAAUUCUUAUCUUUCUGAAGACUUUGAUUAAAUAUCUGUAAUUACAGUAAUAUAGGCAGGCUAAAAUUAUUUAUACUCAGAGUAUCUAACUUCAAAUUUUUAAUUUAAAAAAGUUAGAGCAAUAAUGAAUAGGGUGAUCUGGCUCCAAUGCUCCUGUAAAUAUCUUUAAUAAAAUUUUCAUCAGUUGCUAAAUUGAUAGAUCUGAAUUUCCCCAUGCUUCCCGGUUUUUAUAUGUUUCUUGACAAAUAAAGCUGAUUUAAAUCUCUUCCUGCAGCAUUGUACCCCAAGUUAUUUUCUUUACUCUCUUCCCUCAUGUGUCUUAUCAAGACAGAUGUUAUCCAGGCAGGUGAAAUUAAGAGUAGAGGCAGUUGUCCAUGUAAUUCAGCAAACCUGAUGUGAAGUAAAAGAGAUUUAAAGAGACAGAACCACCCAUAAUAGCCACCUGUGUCUAUCAGAGUCACCAAAUAAUUGUUUAACUUUUCACUUCAUUUUGGCAUGACAGCUAGAGAUGGAGUGAACCUAUGGGCAUGAGUAGAUUGUUGUACAAAAGCAAAGAUAAUCUUUUAGGAUCGAUAUGUUAUACCUUCUGUAAGGGAAAAUCAUGACUCACUAAUUUGGGUAUGUGAUCUGGGAAUGUAAUGAGUCUGUGAACAAAGGAGAAUGCAUAAAGAGCAUUUGUUUAGACUUAAAAUGCCUUGCAUACGCACAAGCCCAGAAGUGGGUUAAAAGGAGAUACCAACAGGUAGCUAAAUUGUAAUUAGAUUGGGGGGAAAAGGUUGAGCAUAGAGUAAUUUUGUUAGAGAAUGGGCAAGGAUAACAGUGCGAAAAGGUGGAUAGAUAAGUUGGCAUUUCUUCAAUUAGAAAAAUGGCAAUUAAGGAUCAGGGCUGGAGCCAUUGUGAUUCUACAUUUAUUUGGUACUCUAGAAGGUUUUGCUAAUUAAAGUAAGUUUGUUUUUUUCAGUUAGAAAAAUGUCAAACUAAGGAGGACAAGACUUGAUGUAUGGAUACAGAAGUGGUGAAGUGGUAAUCAUUGCUUUGUGAGGAGUUGGGAGAGUUCUGUGUCCUACUCUUAUAAACAAGGACUUUGAACUGGAAGUGAUCACUCUUAAAACAGGACCUAGGAGUCUGGGAUCCAACUGUGGGUUCCUAAGUCAGAUGACCUUGUCAAACAAAUGCUGGCCAUUAAACUGUAGUGGUCACAUUAGCCCAUUCUUACGUAUCACAGUAAGUACUGGGUACAAGUGUAGCCAUUGUUUUUCAAGACAGGCAUAUUAGCAUAGCAAGACAUGAAGCAGUUAUGUGAAGACUUCAAGAUUUUUCAGUCUGGAGUGACAAGAGUAUAGCGAUAAUUAUAAAAACUUGCAAAAAUCUAGAAGUGUUUGGAAAAUUGCAUAACAUAUUCUGGAAUACUAGACCAAUAACCAUUCCCAAAACUUUAGAAGAGGCCAUUUCAGUAUUAGUGACAAGAAGAAGCACAUGAAGGAGUUUUUUUUCAGAGGCUAUAACAGCUGUAUAUGAAAAUAAAUUCAAGAAAGACUUCUAUAAAGGCAUGGUCUGUGUGGGCAUUUGGAAUACAUUUCUAACCAUUUCCAAUUUGUAUCCUUAAACUACAUCCUACCACAGUAAUUUACAUGAUGCUACUGUCAGACAAAGAAUAUUGGAGUCACUGGAUACCAACUUAGCCUGAGAUGCCACUUCUUUUAUAUUGGUUUAAAUAACUUCUCCUUCAUUUGUACUAAGGAAUUUCAUGGUCCAUUUUUUAUUCUUUUUUAAUUGUUUGUCAUAUUAAUUUCCUACAUUUUAAAAAUAUUCAUCCCCUAUGCAACUCAUUCCCUAUGCAAGACUCCCAAAGUCUGGUCUUCCAUUAUCCCAAAGACAGCACAAGAGAUUGGAAAGCACAUUUAUAUUAUCCUGCAUAGUUUUCAAAUCUCAGGAAGCUAAAAUCCAGUUUGAACUUAGAGGCUGAGUAUUCU
Messenger RNA from Pan troglodytes (chimpanzee), 8508 nucleotides. It is a transcript of the gene NCKAP5, whose product is annotated as NCK associated protein 5. The transcript has 16 exons. Lineage: Eukaryota; Metazoa; Chordata; Mammalia; Primates; Hominidae. Gene Ontology annotation, biological process: microtubule depolymerization; microtubule bundle formation. The record is from RefSeq and is a predicted model, not a curated record. Gene Ontology annotation, cellular component: microtubule plus-end. Bases 1087 to 6237 code for a protein of 1716 amino acids.